AUGCAACUACGAUUCUGGCUGACUACACCAGACAAUGAAUGGCAUUUCUUUAUUUGCGCGCCCCGGAUACGCAGGUUCUCUGUAGAUCACUGGGGUUCGAAACCACAGCCCUCAGCACCCAACACGCACAGUCACCAACUUAGCAAGGGCUGGCAACUGCUGCACCAGAGUUUAUGCUAUGUACCAACGUCAAUCAAAAAGUCUGCCUACAGUGGUGUAUCUUCAAGACAAAACUCGCAUUCGCCCCCUCCUCUUUCCCUCACAUUGACUCGAUACAUCAAGGUUCCCAACCAGCUGAUAGCGUCGGAUUACUCCUCAGAGCUCGCUCGUGGGGACUGUGAGGUUCUGGUCACCCCCUGA
Messenger RNA from Ustilaginoidea virens, 360 nucleotides. RefSeq lists its product as uncharacterized. NCBI's taxonomy places the organism in Eukaryota, Fungi, Ascomycota, Sordariomycetes, Hypocreales, Clavicipitaceae. The record is from RefSeq and is a predicted model, not a curated record. The coding region runs from base 1 to 360 and encodes 119 amino acids. The transcript is spliced from 3 exons.